CAAUAACGCAAUACUUACAGCUGUACACAGACGCUAGUUUUUAACGCGAGGCACAAUGCAUAAUGCCUCAGGCAUAGUCAAACAGCGAAAGUGCACUGCAUGCCAGCUCUUCACGCACUCAAAGCCUUGCAUCCACACCAACAAUAUCCUAACACACAUGCUGCAAUUACAUAGCAAUUGCCGCCGUAGUAACAUAGCAAUGUAUUUAUCUGGACAUAGUAGGCUGCAAGGGUGCAUUUGCGAGUUGACAAGGCUGCAAGCCUGUGCAUAUCGGCCCCGGGUUCCGGCUGCAGACGGACCUGUGUAUGCCCUAUGGCCCUCUGGGCUCUGGGUUCGCCACUCGUACAGAAUAUUAUUAUUAUUAUUAUUAUUAUUAUAGUAUCCAGGUGACCUCCAGGGCCUUGAUGGGGCACACUAUCAAAGAUAAACGUCAUGAUAUAUUAGCCAAUGUCUCGCACGAGUAUAUUCAACCUGCCACCACCAUGUUGCUCAUGUGAUAACCACAAUGUCACUUCCAGCACUCCCUUGCGGAAUACUAAGCAAACUCCAUAAUUC
Molecule: messenger RNA, 555 nt
Organism: Coccomyxa subellipsoidea C-169
Lineage: Eukaryota; Viridiplantae; Chlorophyta; Trebouxiophyceae; Coccomyxaceae
Exons: 1
Coding region: 56-379 (107 amino acids)
Source: RefSeq, a predicted model, not a curated record